UCCUGUCUGCAGCUUCCUCUGCAUCCUCCCUUCAUGCUCUCUGGAGUCAGCUCCCACCAGGAUCUGUCCUUUACUGUCAGAGCGCAGCUGUGAAGAAGAAAACAUACGUUGAGUAACAUUACACUCAGAGGAAUUAAAAAAAACAAAACAAAAAAAGCAAAGACUUCGUUUGAAGGAGUGGUUGUAUGCUGCGUUCACGGACACGAUUGGAAUGAGAACACGCGCAAAAAAAGUUUUUAGCAAGACGAAUAUUUCAGGAUGCGCUGGUCAUUGUUCCCCAAUUUCGGCCUGCUUGUUUGUAUGCACAGCUAUAUAUCAGCCUUUACACUGGAAACCAGAACCCUGACAUACGAUGAGUCCUACUAUGAGUAUGUGGCCAAUCCAGUGCAGUGGAACAGUGCAAUGAAACUGUGCAACCAGCGCUCUGGAUCCUUGGCCACCGUCUCCAAUCCAGUAGAGAACCAAAAGCUUAGCAGCUUUUUAAAAUCCUUGAACAUCUCUCAGCCUGUGUGGAUUGCCAGGGAAGUCAUGACACAUCAUUUAAGCUCCCAGACCCUGAUUCUAGAGUUCAGUGGGCACUCAGACAGGAAGCAUGCCCGUCUCCUGCACAAGUUCCCCUCCAUGGGCUCAGUGACCGUUUGCACCCUUGUCCGCUUCGAUCCAAAUAGCUCUGGAAUUUCCACCAUCUUCUCUUAUUCCAUUAAGUCAUAUAUUAAUCAGUUCCUGCUCCGUGCAAAGUUGGUCCCGGGCAAGCUUGUUCAGCUGGCUCUGCAGGUUCACGGCAAUAAUGGACCUUACAUUGAAGCCUUCGACCACGACGACUCCUGGCACUCAGUGUGUGUUUCUUGGACCCAGAAUGGUGGACACUGGGCACUAUUUGCAAAUGGCCGUGAAGGUUUUAGGGGUGAAGGCCUAAACAGCUCUGAGGGCAUUGGCCGUGACGGCAUUUUCAUUAUCGGACAGGAGCUGGACACCUUUGGGGGCUCUUUUAAGAAGAAUGGAUCAUUCUCAGGGAGCAUUACAGAACUGCACAUAUGGGAUCGUGUACUGGAUAGAGCCGAAAUAUACACCAUGGAAAAGCAGUGCUCACCCAUUUCCUCUGGGCUGGUGUUCAACUGGAGUGGAGCAACCAUGGAAACAGAGACCUCCCUUACGAAACUGAGGAGCGACAACCCAUGUCAAGGAAACUCAGAAGAUUCUUUAUCGGAUUCCUUCCUGGACAGUUCUGUGGGGAACCAAACACUCUCCUAUGAAUUCCUCAGCUUUUGGUUAGAUAAGAAUUGUGGCAUCUUUCAACCUACUAAAGAGACCUGGAGCUUCACCAAGUGUGACUCACUCAGAGGGGCUGUCUGCCAGUUUAAGAAAGAAGUACCAGAUGUUAUUGCUUUACCAAAGACACCAUUCUUCAGUAGACUGAGUCAAGAUCCUCUGACAAAACCUGUGAUGGAGGAGCUAAGCGUUAACCCCUCCUUGGACAGAGAUCUGACCUUGCUGCAGCAGCUGACCCAGGCUGUUCUGAAUAUGUUAGAGGCCGGUGGCCCGAACCUCCUUUCUUCCAGUGAUGUCCUUUACCUCACCCAGAUGAUUGAGAUGGACCUGACUGCAUUGGCUAGCACUCACUCCACUGGAGUUGAUGCUGCAGAAGUCAUGGUCUCCAUUGCUACCAACUACGUAAAGAUGGCGAGUUUGAUGCUGGAGCCCCAGAUGGCUACACAGUGGAAGGGCAUGACAGAGGAUGGGGUCAGCGUGGGGCCGUUUACUAUUGUCAAGAGCAUCGACAAUCUCACUGAAACUCUUGCUGACAUGCUAGCUGCCGAGGGAAGAGGCUUCACUCUUUUAACCAAGAACAUAGAUGUGUACUUGAAGUGGCAGAAGCUGUCUGAAGAGAGCUGUCGCCACACCUUCAAGCCAUCUGUGGUCGGUUCUCACACCACCAGCAGCAAUGGUCAGGAUGAAUUGCUUAUCCCUGACACUGAGCUCCAAAGGAUACACGCAUUGGGAUAUAAAGAAUUGAUGUUUAUUCAUACCCACUACAGCCAUCUAAGUGAGAUUGUGUCUGGAGCACACGAGCCUCACCAAGAGAAAGUAAAAAGAAUUUCCCCAGGUCACCUGUCUUCUGCUGUCAUAUCAGCUACCAUCCGUGACACCUCCAAGGGCCAAACCAUCCCUGUGGCUGUCGAGUACACCCUUUCCUCUUCACAUGUGGUGGAGUAUUCACGGCGUGUUAGUCCGGUUUGUGCCUUUUGGAAUUUCAGCUUGAUGCAUAAUCAUACCAGUGGCUGGUCCAGUGAUGGUUGCAGGGUAACCUUUGCCGGCACUGGUGUCACUUCGUGCCUGUGUAAUCACACCACCAACUUUGCAGUGCUGAUGAAUUAUCUGGAGCCAAAGUGGAGUCCUGAAGAAGAGCUUAUUUUGACCAAGCUGACGUUCAUCGGUUCUGGCGCGUCUCUGUGUGCACUGGUGGUGACCUUAAUGCUAUUCACUGUGCUGGAUAUCCCCAAAUCUGACAGGACAUCCAUCCAUAAGAACCUGUUCAUCGCUCUGAUCUGUGCCCAGGUGAUUCUGCUCUGUAGUGGCUCAGCCAUCCACAACAAGGUGGCGUGUACACUUGUGGCAGCACUGCUCCAUCUCUUCUUCAUGGCAGCAUUUAGCUGGAUGCUGGUGGAGGGUCUGCUACUCUGGAGCAAGGUGGUCGCAGUCAACUUAAGCGAGGAACGACACAUGAAGUAUUACUAUCUCAUCGGCUGGGGUCUGCCAGUGCUGAUAGUCACCAUCACGCUGGCAUCAGCCUCAGGCAAAUACUCAGCCGACGGCUACUGUUGGCUCAGUGUCCAGAAUGGCAUUAUCUGGGGCUUCGCUGGACCUGUCAUCUUCAUCAUAAUGGUGAAUAUAAUGGUACUGACCAGGGUGGUUGUUAUCACCAUCUCCACAGCCAAGAGGAGGUCCAUCAUGUUGGCCAUGGGCACCAGUCCUGCUGAACAAGCCUAUGAGCAAAUGAGGGCUGCAGUGAAAGCAGUGUUGGUGUUGCUGCCCAUCCUUGGAUUGACAUGGCUGUGUGGCAUCUUGGUUCCUUUCUCCAUUGUCAUGGCCUACAUCUUCAUUCUCCUCAACUCUCUGCAGGGCCUGUUCAUCUUCCUGAUAUAUGGGGUGUACAACACAGAGGUUCGGAGCACGGUCAACAGGAUCAAGGAGAGAGAGAAAAAGCGUUAAUUUUUCAAACUGUGCCAGUUCCCGACCGUCCAGCUCAGUUACCAGCUCCCGUCCCGUCAGUUUCCCACUUGGAACUACACCAGGCCAGGAGGAGGAGGCCACCCCUACCUACACUUGCAGCACUACCCCAGGAUUGGAGAAGGAGGAAGAGAGGACCAGCGGUCAGCUGUCCAUUCCUUGUGUUCCAGAGAGACUAGAGAAUCCCGUGAGCCAAAAGUCCAAAGGCACUCAUCUGCAUAGAAAGGAGCCUCUUCCCUCGGAGGUGGAUGCCUUGCCAGCUGGGUGUAGUCUUCAUGUUCCCAUGGAGCUGGAGUUUGCCGCUUCCUGUUUCCCUCGCAGCCCCGCGCCUCACAAAAGCUACGGCCUUGUCUACGUCGACUGAGCGGGCUGGUGACGCUCUUCUUUUAAGAAGCGCUGGAUAAUUAUACUAUCACACAGAGGCCAGAAUGGCAUGAAAAGAAACAAAGAUGAAGCAGAGCAGCUGAGUGAUAUUCUACAGCAUCUUUCUUGAUUCUGCAUGCGUACACAAGAAGGCAUAUGUUCACAGACGAAACAAAAAUGCAAGUAAGCUCCCUUUCCUGACUUUCACUGUUCCUCAACUCUCCCAGAGUUUCCUGUCACUCUGCUUCUUACUAUCAAACAAAAAGGCCAGAAUGGCAUAAAAAAAGAAGGAACAGUAAAGUCAUAUUUUUCUCUGUAUCACAUUUGAUUCUACCCAUGAAACAGAAGAGAAUAUAUCUGCACAAUAAAACCCUUUUCUUGAUAUUUAUAAUCUCAAGACAACGUGUUUAAAGAGCAAUGUCCCAGAGCCACAAAUACGUCUUGAGAAAUGAGAGUACCUAUUGUUUAAAUGAUCUUUUCCACAACAUACACACAAAUAAAAGUCUCAUGUCAUGUGUUUCCCUCUACAUGCCGACAUCAACAGGAACCAAAUAUUUUCUCUAUAUAAUAAUAUGUUUCUGAAUCUGAAUUUCAUUCGGGAAUUAAUUGAUUAAUAAAAUGUUAUUC
Larimichthys crocea (large yellow croaker) is the source of this 4218-nucleotide messenger RNA. Its product is annotated as adhesion G-protein coupled receptor D2. Bases 259 to 3210 code for a protein of 983 amino acids. The transcript has 27 exons. NCBI's taxonomy places the organism in Eukaryota, Metazoa, Chordata, Actinopteri, Sciaenidae. Gene Ontology annotation, molecular function: G protein-coupled receptor activity. Gene Ontology annotation, biological process: cell surface receptor signaling pathway; adenylate cyclase-activating G protein-coupled receptor signaling pathway. Gene Ontology annotation, cellular component: plasma membrane. The record is from RefSeq and is a predicted model, not a curated record.